AGUCACGAUGGUCCUUCGAUAUCCACACCCUUUUUUUGUUGGAGAGCAUGUGCUUGAUAUAUAGGUAUCCCAUGGUUGCGAGAGGGGGGGUUGGCGAGACGGUGAUGAGUUGCUUUUUGGCCGCACUGCUCAAUAGUCUCUCAAGAUCUUUCGAAUAACCAGCAUCAAACAUGGACGACGACUAUAAGGAACUCCGACGGCCCCAUAGGCUUGGAUUUUGGUUACUACCCUUCAACAAAGCCGCCGCUGCCCUGGUGAGCUGCCAUCCACGGAACCUCGAGCGAUACCCCUACGACGAGGAUACCAGGGGCAUCUGGAUCGACUUCUCCGACCCCGAGAAGCAAGACUACACUGUUGGCUGCAGUGACUCUGUCGACAUCUAUCUCCCACAAGUCUGGAACUCGACAGGUUCAUCAGGGAUAUCAGAACGGCACGCCUCCUUUAGAGCUGUCACAGAGACAGGUCCCAUCCUCCUUUGUGACGAGUCCGAAUAUCUUUCUACGGAGCCCUUCUCCCAUGGCAGUCGUUCAUACACCGUGAACUUUCGACGGGAAGGCGAACGAUCAGUCUUGGUGGCCCAAGGGAUCAACUCACUGGUAGCUUUUGGUCAUGGCCGGUUCUAUCAGUUUGAGCUGCGGUGGGAGAAUGAUGGCCUCGAUCAGUUUCGCAUGGAACCACCAGUGCUCUACGCUUUGGGUCCGAGCCGUGUCAAGACAAAGAGCUAUGUGCUAGGGGGGAAAGUAGGCGGCGGCACAUUCGGAAACGUCUACCGCGCUAUGGAUGUGACAACUGGGAGUGUCAUGGCAGUCAAAAAGUUCCAUCGUCUAUCCAGCAAACGCCUCGACUUUGCCUCGAGGGAAAUCGCCAACCUGAUCAAAAUCAACAGCGAUGAAUCAACACGAUGUGACCACAUCAUCCAAAUCCUCGACUACACCACCUCCUCCGACUGGGCCGAAAUCUUCCUCCCCCUCAAACUCGGCAACCUCAAAACCCUUGUCCAAAAGAUCCUCCCUCCCUCUUCCCAUUUCGAAGUCUCCAAUAUCGUCCUCCACCAAAUGCUCCUCGCCCUCCACCACCUCGAACAACACAAAAUCAUCCACCGAGACCUCAACCCCGAAAACAUCCUCUGGGAACUUGACUCCUCCUCAGGCUCAGGCUCAGGCUCAGGAACCUACCACUUCACCCUAGCCGAUUUCGGUCUCUCCACUUCCACCCUCUCCAACGACUCCAAGCGUGCCUUCUCCCGAGCCGAAGUAGCUGGUACAACACCCUUCAUGGCUCCCGAGGUCUACAACCGACACAAACAAAAACAGACGUCCAAGGUGGACAUCUGGUCGCUCUUCGCCACGGUCGUGUGGGUGCGCGAUCACCGGUUUCGGAAGGGGUGUGAGCUGCUGGGACCGCAUUUGGUGCAUGUGUGGCUGAAUAGGAUCGCGGGAAAAGGGCAGGGGGGGUAUAAGGCUGUUAGGAGGAUGGCGUGCUUUGAUCCGGGGAGGAGGCCGUCGGCGGGGGAGCAGUUGGAGAUUUUGGAGGAAGAGGCUGAGUUGGAGGAGUUGGAGGAGAUGGAGGAGAUGGAGGCUAGGUUUGCUGGGAUGGGACUGCAGUGGAAUGAGGGGAUGGGAUUCGAGGAGCAAGAGGAGAAUGAGUAUCUCACCGAGACACCGUACUAUCAGCAUGAUCAACCGUACAUGGCUGGGGCGAUAGAUGGUUAUGGAUGGGAUGGAACGAAUGGCGCAUGGUCCCGUGAGGGGUAUGUGCUUCCCAUGGAAGCACCGCGGGAUCAGGAGGUGAGUCCUUACCAGUGGUGGAAACAAAGCUUUUGCUGACGGAAUUUAGGGAUUGAUACAAGAUGAUGGCGGUCACUAUGGUCUGUCAAAGGCUCCAAGGGAUAAAGCUGCUGUCGCCAUGGCGAAGUGGAAGGCCUGGUACCUUGCAGCAGACGGGUAGUUGUUGGGAGGAGAUUGGUGAGAUAGAGAGGAGAGGAAUUGACGCCUGGCUUCAUCGCCCUCACUAUUACGAAAAUUGAUACCCAGCAGCACCUCGCUGCUUCUUUGG
This is a messenger RNA of Neurospora tetraspora, 2055 nucleotides long. Its product is annotated as kinase-like domain-containing protein. NCBI's taxonomy places the organism in Eukaryota, Fungi, Ascomycota, Sordariomycetes, Sordariales, Sordariaceae. Gene Ontology annotation, biological process: peptidyl-serine phosphorylation; reticulophagy; regulation of autophagy. Gene Ontology annotation, cellular component: phagophore assembly site; cytoplasm; phagophore assembly site membrane. Gene Ontology annotation, molecular function: ATP binding; protein serine/threonine kinase activity. The record is from RefSeq and is a predicted model, not a curated record. The transcript has 2 exons. Bases 171 to 1826 code for a protein of 551 amino acids.